CAAUAGGAAAGGCUUGUUAAACCCACAAACAGCACUGAGCGCGGCUCCAUAUUGGAUCAGACUUCUUCUGAGAAAUACAUUGCUUGGGCAGGCUACCUGCUUAUAUUAUCUAAUACACCGACAAAAAGCUCAUGUACGUCUAGGCAUGAGGACUAGCAGCAGGCAAAUACCACGGGCACGAACAAACCUUCCCCAGGACCCUGCUUCUCUCAGCGGCGUCAUUGCCUCUGCGAACGCUGUUAUUAACAGGGCUUAGAAAUUAGGUUAACCACGCACCUGAGGAGCGGCUGGAAAGUGGCAUGCAGAGUGAGGAAGAAACACUUGGACUGAGAUAACGUUGGCAUAAUGUUUACACUCACCGAGGUUGCAUCCCUGAACGACAUCCAGCCGACGUAUCGCAUCUUAAAGCCAUGGUGGGACGUCUUCAUGGACUACCUGGGCCUGGUCAUGCUCAUGUUGGCCAUAUUUGCAAUGACCAUGCAAAUCACCAAGGACCAUGUCGCUUGCCUUCCUUGUCCUGAAGAAACAGAAGCUAAUCUGUACCCCACCCAAAAAGGAUCCUCUCCAACACCCACUGGAGCCCCUGUUACACCUACAAUCCCUUCAGGUACUACGGCGCAGUCCAACAAAGCCAUCACUGGUAUUCUCACGACACAUCAGCCUGGAACAGCAGAACAGAAAACAGAUCCCCAACCUGAACCGAGAGGGGUUAAAACCAACCUGGACUUUCAACAAUAUGUCUUUAUCAACCAAAUGUGUUACCAUGAUGCCUUACCGUGGUCUUCCAAAUACUUUCCAUACCUUACACUUAUUCACACCCUUAUUCUCAUGGUCAGUAGCAAUUUCUGGUUUAAAUACCCAAAGACAAGUUCAAAGAUUGAGCAUUUUGUCUCCAUUCUGGGUCGUUGUUUUGAGUCGCCUUGGACAACGAAGGCUUUGUCUGAAACGGCGUGUGAGGACUCUGAGGAGAACAAACAGAGGUUGACAGGCAGUUCCUCAGGACCAAAGCAGGUGUCUUUAGAGGGGAAGGAUGAAAGUCCCGACACCAAUCCAUCCACACCAAUGCUUGGGGUCAAGGUCUCUGCAGAUAAACCCAUUGCAGAGGUCCCAAGCAGCAUGACCAUCCUGGAUAAAAAGGAUGGAGAGCAGGCCAAAGCCCUGUUUGAGAAGGUGCGAAAGUUCCGAGCCCAUGUGGAAGACAGUGAUUUCAUUUACAGGCUCUAUGUUGCUCAAACCUCUGUCAAAACUGUUAAGUUUAUUUUGAUCCUGUCCUACACUUCCACCUUGGUUAGAAUAGAAUUCAAGCAUUAUUGUGAACCAGACAUAGAACAGCUAACAGGCUAUAAAAAAUUCUACUGUACACACAACAUGGCUUUCAUGCUGCACAAGUUGCUCUUUACAUACAUAGUGUUGAUCGUAAUCUAUGGAAUGACAUGCCUAUACUCCCUGUUCUGGGUGUUCCGACGCCCUCUGAAAGAGUAUUCCUUCGAGAAGGUGAGGGAAGAGAGCAGCUUCAGUGACAUUCCGGAUGUCAAGAACGACUUUGCGUUUCUACUGCACAUGGUCGACCAGUAUGAUCAGCUUUACUCCAAGCGCUUUGGCAUCUUCCUGUCAGAGGUCAGCGAAAACAAGUUGAGGGAGAUCAGCCUCAAUCACGAGUGGACGUUUGAAAAACUAAAGCAGCAUGUCACGCGCAAUGCACACGACCAACAGGAGCUGCACCUCUUCAUGCUGUCUGGCCUGCCGAACGCUGUGUUUGACCUUACAGACCUGGAAGUGCUGAAGCUGGAGCUGAUUCCCGAGGUGAGAUUUUCCGCCAAGGUUUCCCAGAUGACUAGCAUGCAGGAGCUGCAUCUGUGCCACUGUCCGGCCAAAGUGGAGCAAACCGGUUUUGCCUUCCUACGGGAUCACCUGCGCCGCCUGCACGUCAAGUUCACGGACGUCGCCGAGAUCCCGCCUUGGGUCUACUUGCUGCGGAGUCUGAGAGAGCUGUACCUUAUGGGGAACUUGAACUCGGAAAACAACAAAAUGAUCGGCCUGGAGUCCAUGAGGGAUUUGAGGCAUCUGAAGACGCUAUGCCUGAAGAGCAAUCUCACGAAGAUGCCGACGAACAUCACAGAGCUCUCCCCGCAUCUCCUCCGACUAAUGGUGCACAACGAUGGGACAAAACUGCUGGUGCUGAACAGUCUGAAGAAAAUGACGAGCCUCAUUGAGCUAGAGCUGCACAAUUGUGAACUGGAAAGGAUCCCUCAUGCCAUCUUUAGUCUGACCAAUCUGCAGGAACUUGACUUGAAGUCCAACAACAUCAGAACUAUAGAAGAGAUAAUCAGCUUCCAGCAUCUCAGGAGGUUGACGUGCCUAAAGCUCUGGCACAACAAAAUCAUCACCAUCCCAGCAUCCAUUGGUCACGUCAAGUCCCUGGAAUCUCUCCACCUUUCUCACAAUAAACUGGAGUCCCUUCCUUCAGCCUUGUUUACUCUUCCCAAGCUGCGACACUUGGAUGUGGCCCACAACUCCAUCACAGUGCUUCCACCUGAUGUGGGCCUCCUCAACAACCUCCAGCAUCUGGCUAUUAACUCGAACAAGGUGGAAGCCCUGCCCAAACCUCUCUUCAGAUGCACCAAGCUGAAGGUGCUUUGUCUAGGCCACAACGCGCUCACCAGUCUGCCAGAGACCGUGGGUCAACUGGUGCAGCUCACGCAGCUGGAGCUUAGAGGGAACUGCCUGGACAGACUGCCUAUCCAGUUGGGAAGCUGCCGGCUGCUGCGGAAGAAUGGCCUCAUCGUGGAGGACCAUCUUUUUGACACCCUGCCGGUGGAAGUUAAAGAGAGCAUCAGCAGAGAAACAAAUGUUUCCUUUAGUGGCUUAUAAAACAAGAUCCAUCUGAAAGACACAACUACAUUUCUGGAAAUGUUUCCAGAAAUGGAGAAACAAGUUUAUUAUUUACAAAAAUUAAUUUACUUGAUCAUUUCAGAGGAUAAAAUCGGUUGCUAACAUUAACGUUAGGGGUGCACCGAUAAAUCAGCCCUAAUUUCCUUAAUUUUGGGAGAUCGGUGAUUCUCUGACACUUGCAUGUGAAGUCGAUCUCAUCUACCUCGGCAAAGGUCUAGAAAUCAACCACCGUCCUCUUGAGAGAUUUGACUGACAGACUGGCCCACCAGGCAGUUAAUAGUCAUCUCUCUGUUGCCAACUCGGCAACUUUAUUUCUAUAUAUUUAGCAACAUAUGAGACGCAUAAAUCAGUAUCGGCCAAUAUCGGCAUCAGCAAGUUAAGCUUUUUAAAGAUCGGUAAUGGGCAAUCAACCUAAAAGCUGCAAUCGGUGCACCCCUGAUUAAUAUAGCUUCAAAGAGGCAUUUUUGUUGGCAAGUGUAGUGACAAGCAUUCUUAAAGUUUUAAAAUUUUUUUUUUUUUUUUUUUGUUCAAUUUAUAUUAAGAUCUUAUGUGGUUGACCAACACAGAGUAAUGUAUGAGUAUUUAGUAAAAGAUAAAGGAGACUGAAUUUUUUGUAAACAUUUGCAAUUUACAUGACAAAUAGUCAUGGAGCUUUCUAUUAGGGAUGCACCAUAUAUUGGCUUUAACUGGGCCGAUAUCAGAUUAAAUACAGAGCAUGAACAUCAUUGUCAAGUCCUGACACAAUAUGCUUAAGGUCAUUGUUUUGCUGCCCCAGGAUCAAGUAUUUUCCAUUUCCAACAGAAUUUCCUCUGGAUUAAUUACCAACAAUAAAACAAACUUGGGACUCCUUGCUUUUCCUGUCAGUUUUGGUUGAAAUCCAUGUCUAGAUAGGUUUGCAAUUGUGCCAUGCUCUUUUCCAAAUGAAGAAUUGACUGAAGCUCUGCGAGAUGUUAAAAGUUUGGGAUCCUGACGUAGAAACUGUUUAAAUUUGUCAUCGUCCUCCCUGACCAGUCUGCUGUGUUCCUUGGUCUCCAGGAUACUGUUUAUUCGCUAGUAAACCUCAGAGGUCUUCACAGAACACCUGCAUUUAUGCUUGAAUAAAAUUACAGGUAGACUUUGUUAAUUAGGUGGCAUCAGAAAGCAGGUGGUUGCAUUAGACAUUAUUUAGGGGUAUCAAAGUAAAGGGAGCUGAAUACAAACGCAUGUCAUCCUUUUCAGAUUUUUAAUGAAAGAUUGUGAAAAUCAUGGACUGUUUUGUAUCAUCAUGCAUGUACUAUAGUUUAGGAAGAGGAGCUAUGGAUGUUAAAAUUUGAAAAGUUUAAGUGGUGAGAAUUUAUUGCAGUAUUUUUAAUUGGAGUAGAUUUAAUAGUGCUAAUGUUUUCUCUGCAUACAGCUGGAACCGUACAAAUGUAAAUACUGCACCUAAAAUUAAAACUUGUCCCAUCAGGUUACUUCAGUACACCGGCUAGUGAUUUUACUGCUGAACAGUGAUCAGAACUUCUUCUAUUUUUUUUGUUACUUCUAUCUAUUAAAGCUCCCGUGGAACCAAGAGUAGAACAAAUGAAAGUAAAACCAUUUCUCUCCAUGAAUGGAUACCAAGUGUUAGCUUUUUAUUAGGGAUGCACCAUAUAUUGGCAUUACCUGGGCCAAUAUCAGGAACUGAUGUUUUUCCUUGUUGCCGUUUGUGUGUGUGUUUCUUGAGGGGAAGAUUGGCCAUGUGAUGUUCGGUCAUGACAAAAGGGCAGGGAAAUAUAUUGGGUAAAUGUUGGUUAUCGGCCAUAAUGACAAGAUGAUUUCUACAUCAAUAUCCAUCUAAGUCCAAAUUUUCAUAUCUGUGCAUCUCUCUUUUUUUAUGGUUUCCAACGGCUAGAUUUUAUUGCUAGAAGUUAAUUAUUUUGAUGAUAAAAAAAAAAUCUCUGAUAAACAUUUCCCUAUCGUGUUUCAUUGUAAUGCACUAUCUGUUGGUCCAUCACAUAAAAUCCUAAUGGAAUACACUGAAUCUGGUGGUAAAGUGACAGAAUGUAAAGCGGUUCCAAAGGUGGAAAUGGUUUUGCAAGAUACUCAUUUCAUUUUUUUUGUUCAUAGCUUUAAGUCAUUGGAAAAAACCACAAAUGUAACUUUGUUUUUCUAUUUUAACCAAAACCAUUUGCUCCAGUGAUUAAAUGUAGAUUUGUUUUAAUAGUCUUUGUAGAUACUCAGGUAUAAUUGUAACCAUGGGGAAUAAUCUUUUUUUUUUUUUUUUUUGCCUUAACUGCUGCUAUAUUUGUUUCUCCACAGCAAAAGACCAAAAAUGAAAUGGAAUGCUUUCUUGUCUGUCUGCUUUGGCAGAACAUUUUUAUUUUAAAAUCUCUUCUAGAAGUGAAAGGAAAAAAAAUAGAAUAAAAAAUCUCAGCCCUCCUGUCUUGGUGGUUUUUAACUGGUUUCUCAUAUUUUCUUCAUGCGCAUUUCUGUAGCAGACUGAAUGACCUUAGAGUUGUAAAACUCGGCACCAGAAAAAUACCUUUACCUCACUGUUGUAGAGAUUGUACACUAAGGCCUCUGUGGUUUGUACCUAAAAGGUUUAUGAUGUAAUAAAAAAAAAUAUGAAUGUCGCUUACUGAUGACUGUGUGUAGACUGAGAGCUGAUAAAAGGGAAACUUGUUGGCUCUAACUUUUUAAAUCGUGUUUAAAUAUUUUAGCCUGUGAUUGAGAAUGAUCAUUAGCUCAGUCACUGAUGAUGAUGUCUGCCUUCAUUCUUUAAGUGUACCUCUUUGUAACCCUUUAAGUGUUCUUCAGAGCUCAUGUAUCAUGCUAGUCAUCUCAUGCUGCAGUUUUAUUUGGCAAUAAAAAGAAAAUCUACAUCA
Messenger RNA from Poecilia latipinna (sailfin molly), 5735 nucleotides. It is a transcript of the gene lrrc8da, whose product is annotated as leucine rich repeat containing 8 VRAC subunit Da. Gene Ontology annotation, cellular component: cytoplasm. The record is from RefSeq and is a predicted model, not a curated record. Lineage: Eukaryota; Metazoa; Chordata; Actinopteri; Cyprinodontiformes; Poeciliidae. Bases 346 to 2871 code for a protein of 841 amino acids. Gene Ontology annotation, molecular function: protein binding. The transcript has 2 exons.